Molecule: messenger RNA, 426 nt
Organism: Ustilaginoidea virens
Lineage: Eukaryota; Fungi; Ascomycota; Sordariomycetes; Hypocreales; Clavicipitaceae
Exons: 2
Coding region: 1-426 (141 amino acids)
Biological process (GO): endosome transport via multivesicular body sorting pathway
Cellular component (GO): fungal-type vacuole lumen; fungal-type vacuole membrane
Molecular function (GO): ubiquitin protein ligase binding
Source: RefSeq, a predicted model, not a curated record
AUGUGCUCCGCAGACAUCUUUCUCGGCGUCCUGGCCAUCUUGUUCCCGCCUUUGCCUGUCUGGGUCAAGUGUGGAAUCUGCAGCGCCGACUCCAUCAUCAACAUUCUCCUCUGCUGCCUCGGCUUCCUCCCCGGCCUCAUCCAUGCGUGGUACAUCAUCGUCAAGUUCCCCGAGCCUGCGUACGAGUACGAAUCCCUGCCCCAGGAGGGCGGUCGCGUCACCUACGUAUAUGUUCACGAGCAAAACUGCCGACCACCCCCCCGCCAGGGCGGCAUGAGCUACGGUACUACGCAGGGCGGCGGCCAGCAUGGGGGUGCUGCUGCCCCCGAAUCUUCUGGGCAAGGCGCGUCAAAUGCGCACGAGGGUACGGUGCCGCCUUCGUAUGCCGAGGUUGUUGCUGGAGAUCACAAGACUCAGACGCCUUGA